AUGAGAGAUGGAAUUGAAUUCUCCAUCCACAUUACUACUCCAUCUGAGAAAAUCAUCCUCAUCAAGCAGAGAAUCACAAGGUACUUUGCAUAUUUUCACAAGUCUAAUACAUGGAUACUUAUGACCUGUAUUCUUUGUGACAGUUACAUUGAAGGGAAGAAAGAUCAUUGGUGUCCAGCGCCAAUGAUAAUAUUCAAAGAUAUGGAGUCUUUAAACAGUGUGAGGAUUGCAGUUUGGCCAACACAUAGAAUGAAUCAUCAAGAUAUGGGAGAGAGAUGGGCACGAAAAUCUCAACUAGUUGAAGAGAUUGCAAAGAUUUGCAGAGAGCUUGACAUUGAGGAUAGAUUGUUUCCUCUUGACAUCAAUGUCAAAACUAUGCCAUCUCCUACUGGUUUGCCUGUUUCUGACCGUCUUCCACCUCAUUGGACUGCUCCUGCUUCUGGCAGCAACUGA
Eruca vesicaria subsp. sativa (arugula) is the source of this 453-nucleotide messenger RNA. The record is from the annotation of a GenBank genome assembly. NCBI's taxonomy places the organism in Eukaryota, Viridiplantae, Streptophyta, Magnoliopsida, Brassicales, Brassicaceae.